Molecule: messenger RNA, 360 nt
Organism: Ilex paraguariensis (yerba mate)
Lineage: Eukaryota; Viridiplantae; Streptophyta; Magnoliopsida; Aquifoliales; Aquifoliaceae
Source: the annotation of a GenBank genome assembly
AUGGAGGAGAUUUCGCCUUGGAUUGGUGGAGUUGGAUGCAGAUUCUGCUGGAUGUGGGUUGGUUACAAAAUCAAGGGUGGAGCCAAGGCCAUCACCAUCAAGGAAAACAAGGUGUACACAAAACAAAUGGUGGAAGAUAAAGGCGAUGAAUUGGAGGAGGAGGAAGAAGAAGAAGAAGUAGGAGGAGAAGAAGAAGAGCCUUGCGAGGUUCAUGCGAAGAAAAAAAUGUAUCUUGUUGGUGGGUCUGGUGAGCAAGUGUCUAGUGCUGGUGGUGGUGGGGGAGGGGUGGCGCGACCUUGCUGUCAGGUGGAAAAGUGCACCAUCGAUUUGAACGAUGAAACAUUACCACCGACGCCAUAA